AUGGCAUUUUCAACACAUGAGCAACAGCAUCAACUAUUAUCAAACCUUCACGGAGGUGCCACGUCAGCACCGCCACCAACUCCGUCAAAUAACACCAACAACCUCCUCUCAUCUCCCGACGCCGCCGACGCACUCUCCCGCCUUCUCCACCGUCUCCCGCCUAAUCUCUCUCUCCCAAACCGCCGCUCCUCUUCAUCCGCCACGUCUCCUCCGUCUCUCUCCUUUUCUUCAUUAACUCCAAACGAACUUCUCUCUUCUGUUUCCAAACUCGGUUUUAUCCAACUCAAUGAUCACUCAGUUUCAUCUGAACUCGCCAAAUCGGCCGAGUCGGAAUCGCUUAAACUAUUCGACCUUUCUCGUGACCAGAAGGAAAUUUUCUUCCCUCAAAACUGGCCGUUAGGUUACGAAGGCGGCGCCAAUGACGACGGUGACGGAAUCUCUGAGUCGUUCCGGUUAGACUUACCGUGUUCAACCGAGUCAAACGACUUAAAACUAGAUUCAGUGAACGAGUUCGCACGCGCGCUUGAGAAGGUGGGUUUGAAUAUCAUUGAUGUGUUAACGAAGGGUUUAGGAGUUGUGAAUCCGGCUGAAGAGGACCGAACCCGGUUCAGUUCGAUUAUGUGGAUUUCGGAGGGAAAUAAACCCGGUUCAACGAGUGGGUUUUACCCGUUUAUCAUUGGGUUGCAGUAUCAGAUAAGGUGCCAGAAGCACUCUUUGUUGUCUGAUUCAAGUGGAUGGGUUUCUGUUUUGCCACACGUGGACUCCAUCUUAGUUACUGUUGGUGAUAUUGCCCAGGUUUGGAGCAAUGGAAAGCUAAAGAAAGUGAGAGGCAGACCAGUGGCAACAUUGGGAGAUGAAAAUGAUUCACGUUGCAUAACAAUGUCAUUGUUGAUAACUCUUCCUACAGAGAGCAAUGUAGCUCCACUUCUUCCCAUUGGCUUCAAAGACAAAGUUGAAGAUGAUGAAGAAGAAGAAGAGAGCAACAUUGUUGGUGAAGUCCAAAAGAGGGUAUUCAACUCCAUUGAUUUUGAGGACUAUGCUUGGAGAGUUUAUCAUGAAAAUCUCUUAUUCAAGGAUCCAUUGGAUAGGUACCGUGUGACUCAAUAG
Vicia faba (fava bean) is the source of this 1107-nucleotide messenger RNA. The record is from the annotation of a GenBank genome assembly. Lineage: Eukaryota; Viridiplantae; Streptophyta; Magnoliopsida; Fabales; Fabaceae.